Molecule: messenger RNA, 1393 nt
Organism: Aspergillus costaricaensis CBS 115574
Lineage: Eukaryota; Fungi; Ascomycota; Eurotiomycetes; Eurotiales; Aspergillaceae
Gene: atfB
Product: bZIP transcription factor atfB
Exons: 1
Coding region: 252-1277 (341 amino acids)
Biological process (GO): regulation of transcription by RNA polymerase II
Molecular function (GO): DNA-binding transcription factor activity, RNA polymerase II-specific; RNA polymerase II cis-regulatory region sequence-specific DNA binding
Source: RefSeq, a predicted model, not a curated record
GGUGCCAGACUGUGCCUUUAAGCCGCUCUGCUCACUGCUUCCGGUCUUCUCUGGCAUCGCGCGCCGGAGCUUUAAAUACCUUCUAUUCGCCUGCCCGUCCGUCGCCACAACCAUACUCCUCUACCUUUCAAUAGCUAGUUCUCUCUAUCUCUCCCUCUCCUCCUAAUAUCAAUUUCGAUCUUCUCUACAAUCUGCUCAGGCGGCUCUGCCCUGCCCUCCUGGUUAGUCUAGAUCAGGCUCACUCUCUCAACAUGGCGACUCAGGCCUCUUUCGGCCAGCCUGUUGUUCCUGGCGAGGCCGUCGUGUCCAACGAAGCGGUUAUGCCUGGUGCCGUUAGCGCGGCUCCUUCUCACUUCACCGUCUCUAAUUCCUACAUGGCGACCGACAUCCUUUCCAUGUCUUACCCAGCCGGGAACGAUCAGACUCUCUUCGGUUUCAGCCCAGUUUCUCCUUCGCUACCGAGCUGGUCGGCGAAACAUGACCCGCAGGUUUUCACCAAUCCGGGUUUUGAGCGAGGCCUGAAGAACUCGCAUGUCCGCAACGGUCAACCCACGCCCCCUCCAUAUGACGACAAGAAACUCAAUUCGGUCGACCAAUUCUAUUCCUUGUCUCAUCUCCAGUCGUACGACGGGGCUGCUGUCUAUUCCAACCCAACUCCCCGUGCAAGCUUCAGUCAAUCGGCUGCUUCGGACGUGCGUCAACCAGCGCCCAGGCGUCGCAAGACUAAUGGCACACACAACUCGUCUUCCCCCGAUGCCGAUGACAAGCUGAGCGAGAAAGCGAAGCGUGAGAAAUUCCUGGAGCGCAAUCGGCUGGCAGCGAGCAAGUGUCGCCAGAAGAAGAAGAGGCAGACGGAGGAUCUCCGCGAGCUAUUCAAGAGUCUCUCCAACAGGAAGGAUUUCCUGACCCGUCAAAUUGACGCCCUACGCAGCGAGAUCCUCAUGUUCAAAAAUUACUUACUCGAGCAUGCCCAGUGCAAUGAUGAGGCUAUUCAAUUGCACCUCAGCACCAUGGUGAAGAACAUUACCCAGCAGGACUCACUCGGGGCGUCCGAUUUGAAAACGGACCUGAAUGCUCUGACCCCGUCGAGCUCGAGUAGGACGACCCGCUCGCAGGACCUCUCCUUUGGCUUUGAUAGCCCCAUUCAGAUUCCCUCAAAGAUGGGCUCCCUAGAACCCACUCCUCGCCGAGACUCAGAGCAGACCCUCGCGAGUGACGCGUCCUUCUCCUUCUCGACUCCCAACAAUGACGGUUUCGAGGAUUUGCUCGAUGUCUAGAACCAUCUUCUAUAUCCAUCAUUCUCUAUACAUUGUUCAACACCAUCUCAGGGCUCAAUGGCGGCUGGUGUCGUCUUAUUCUGUGUUUUAUCAUGAGCCCUCGAUGGCUGACAUGA